AUGCAUAAACCUUCGCUGGCUCAAAUAGUGCACAGCACAUUGUUCCCCCGUCCGCGCGCAAGUGAUCCGGCCACCUUUUCUGCACAUAUCACCCGCAACUUGGUUCCGGAAGUUCGAAUCGAGACGUCAACAUUCUAUGGGUCGCUGGACUGCCCCGAGGCUCAAUACCCCGGACUUGACUAUUCAUACGGUCCUCAUCGCAUGAGGCUGGGCCGAUUUCCAUGGCACCGCAGACUGUUCCGAGCCUUUGAUGAGCUUCGUCUCACCGAAACCGAGAUCUCUUCCUUAUGUCGCUGGGAGGGCACCAAGUCGGCGCGGGAGCGUUACGAGAAGGAAGAAGGGGUGAAGGUCCGCGAUACUACCGCAGAUAGCAUCCGACCCGCAUCCCCUAGUCCCCUCCCCACUAUCGAAGUCCACUACGAGGAUUACGAGGACGAUGAGGAACUCUUCCCGGAAGUGGAUCUUGACUUUGAUACGUGUGAAACCGUGCGCCCCACCAGCGGCCUCAUCGAUGAUCGGGGGAUCGACUGUAUUGUGGAAGAAAAAGAAGAGGAAGAUUCCAGCGAUGACGAGAUGGAAAGCUGCGGAGUGGAGCUAAACCAUCGCCUGAUGGCGGCGACCGCAGCACGCGAACAGGGUGACGACGUACCACUGGACGAGGACUGGGAGCAGUGGCUGAAGGAAGCUGGGGAGCGAGGGAGCUACACCGAUGUGCUUAGUGCAAUUCGUAUGGGCCAGCCAUUGAGUUACCUAUACGACAUGCCUUCUCCAAUGCCGCCCCUCGGGAGAUCAGGCGUUCGACCAUCCGCCUCACUUUCGGAGCCAUUUAUCUUACCUACCCCAUCCAUGCUGUCGGGCAGGGCUCUCCCCGCGGCUCCCCGCGACUUGCCAGUUCCAAUUCUCCGCCUCGAUGCCUCCAAUUCCACCAUGAUCAAGGCGAUCUUCUACAGCAAGUUCGACACGCAGGAAGGGCCCAAGGUCGUCCACCAAGUCCCCGAUGGCGCCAUCGUCCCCUCUGCGACCGCCCCCUCACAGCCCCUCUUCCUGACCUUCUCCGACAUCUCCUUCUUCGUGAUUCCCCGACAAGAGCUCUGCGGCAAUUUGAUCCAGGUCUGCACCAAUGGAUACCGGAUUCUGGGUUAUCCGAUCUGCAUGAAGUCACUUCGGUAUGACCGGAAUGAGUUCAUCUUCAAUUUCUGUGUGGUGCUCUCCGAGGAGGAGGAUUUCAGCACCUACAAGAGCGUCGUCCAGAAGCUAGCGGAUCUGAUGCACGGAUUGGAGGAGCAGAAUGGGUUUCUGUCCAGGGAUCACUCCAAGUCGGGUGAAGGGAAGGUGUACAGUCUGUGUGAGACACUGAUGGAGGAUCUGAAUAAUUACUGCGAGUGCAUGAUCCCAAUCGAUGAGCUGAACACACUGAACAUUAAGCUGUUUCCUGUGUAUCCGGCCCCUCCGCCCGUCAAGGCAUGGCAUGUGCCUCUAUUCACGGUCCGAUACCAGACCUUCAUGGACGAGAACUGGGACCUGACCAUGCAACGCAUCGUCCCGCAUAUCAAUGGCGUCAAUAGCGUCCGCAUAAUCUCUAUUCUCGCUGACACCGAUUUCUCCCUAACGUGCCGUGCCAUCCGCCACCUUCUCUACUAUGGCUGCCUGUUCCUCCUCGACAUCUUCUCCUUCUCGGCCAUCUACGCCCCAACCGCACAGUUCAGCUCCACGAUCGCCACAGAUGAAGACAUGCAGCAGGAGUGCGCCCGUUACGUCAACACCAUCUUCGCCUCUCCAAUCACCGCCGCGUCCGCUGCCCUUGCCCCGGGCUACCCCCCGCAUUACGACCCCGACGCCGUCUGGCCACCAGUCGGUGACCCCUUCACCACCAAUAGCGCCAGCGAAAUUAACAUCCCCAGUCGAAGCCCCAGUCGAAGCCCCAGUCGAACUCCCAGCCCGAGUCCCAGCGCCGCCACCAUCCCAACCAGCAGUAGGACCACGUCCCCGGCGCCAGCAACUGCCACGGACGACGACGCCGUCACAACCACCACCACCCACCCCACAGAACUCCAGCUCGUCGAUGGCGUCGGCAUCGUAGAACUAUACGCUAGUCUCAAACAAGGCCAAAGCAUCAAGCAAUGGUACCUCCAACACAGCCGCAAACUAAUCCACAUUGAUAUCCGCCGCUUCAUCACCUUUGGCAUAAUCAAGGGAUUCCUAUACCGCGUGCACAAAUACGCCUACGCAACGGGUAACCCAGCCCCACCACUGAAAUCCUCCCACUAUCACCACGCCUCAACCACAUUCCAUCUUCCUAGUGGACCGUCGUCACGCGGCCCAGGCACGGGGGCGAACAGUCCCUACGCAUCCAGUGCGGGAGACGACCCAGCACCAAUUGCACAACAGGGGGGAACGGGCCAUCCAACAUCAGUCUACAGCGGAAGUCGGCCAGCCACAAUCGUGACAAUCGAGGGCGAGGAAGAAGAAGACGACAUUGAUGACAAGACGCUGUCCAAGUAUCUAGACGGAAUGCACUGUUUCGAUCAAAUCUGCACAGAACUGGAAAUUAGUGAGCGGGAGUUAACGAUGAGGCUGAAGAGGUUCCCAGGAGAGGUGUUGAUAUUGCAUCGGUGA
Molecule: messenger RNA, 2616 nt
Organism: Aspergillus sclerotioniger CBS 115572
Lineage: Eukaryota; Fungi; Ascomycota; Eurotiomycetes; Eurotiales; Aspergillaceae
Product: NPR2-domain-containing protein
Exons: 5
Coding region: 1-2616 (871 amino acids)
Biological process (GO): positive regulation of autophagy; negative regulation of TORC1 signaling
Cellular component (GO): vacuolar membrane; GATOR1 complex
Molecular function (GO): GTPase activator activity
Source: RefSeq, a predicted model, not a curated record